Molecule: messenger RNA, 2353 nt
Organism: Protopterus annectens (West African lungfish)
Lineage: Eukaryota; Metazoa; Chordata; Ceratodontiformes; Protopteridae
Product: apoptosis facilitator Bcl-2-like protein 14
Exons: 6
Coding region: 149-1366 (405 amino acids)
Biological process (GO): regulation of apoptotic process
Source: RefSeq, a predicted model, not a curated record
UAUUGGCUAGGAUCUAAUUAGCCUGAAUAUAUAAGGACAGGUAACAUAUCCUAAAGUAACACUGCACCUGUACCUAAGUAAAGAGAAAAAACAAUUAGUCUAUUCAUUCUUGCCGGACUCAACCUUUAAAAGUAGGUAAGAAGACAAAAUGCAAACGCAUCCUCAGAUUUUACAUUACAGUAGCAAAUAUCCCUCACUAGGCAAAGAAGGGGCUGACAAAGUUUUGGAAAUCUAUGUGAAGCGUAGUCUGAGUUUAAGUGAAGGCACACAGAAAAUGAACUGCAAGUUCAAGCCUGGCUCAGUGCCACUAGUGCAACCGCACUACAGAAAAGUAACAAAACUAGGCAGAUCACUUAGCGACUUCCAUGGAUACUCAAAGAACAGAAUUAAUAAGGACAAGGCAAUGAAAAUUAACCCAUUCACAGCCACAACUCCACAGGAAUGUACACCCAAAUCCACAAAGGACAGCCUUGGGUGCCCCCAGAACAGAAGCAGUAGUGAGAAGGAGUCAAAGAGUUCUAGAAGCAGAAAGAAAACACCAUCUGUGUUCAGGUUCUUUGUGAGUCUGUUCUGGAAGAAGAAAGAUGUAGAAAAGAAGCCAAAUGUAAUUUCUCCAUUGAAACCUGCUACAAAUAAUUCAUUAGAUGGGAAUGCAUUUCCUGAGAAUGACGUAUGCUGCCCAUCCAGUAAUGAAACUAAGAAGAAAACCAGCAUUAAAAGAGUGUUUUCUCUAAAACUAAACCUGCCUCAAGAGCACAGAACAGCAAGUCCUGAAACACAAGCCAGCACCAAAUGCAAACGCAAGAAGCCAACAUCACUGCCUCUUAAGGAUAUCUGCAGGCCAAAAUCAGUAAAGCACUGUGAUGGCGACCCCUCUGCUGAUUACUAUGAACAAGUAUCUCAAGAGAUAGAGAAGAUUGUGAAACAAAGUGAGCCGACCAAUGAAGCAGCAGAUCGAAACAAGGCACUGCAGGAUGCUAAGAAACAAAAGCCUCCUGACGAAGAUUCUGUGGAUAUCCUUAUACAAAGAAUCGUGGACAUCCUUAAAGUGGAAGGAGAGCACAUCAAUAAUACGAUAAAUGAAGAUGAGACAUUUCACAAGUUUUUCAAAGAUAUCUCAUACAACUCCUUUAAAAAUUUAGCAGAUGCCUAUGUUGAGCAUGGAGUAAAUGCAAAGGUAACAGAAGUCUGUCCAGAAGUGAAGAAAUUUGCUUUUACAAUUGAUUUUACAGCAAAAGUUGCUGGCAUCUGCAGUCACACUGUGAACCGAAUAAUGGGUUUUGGGCACCAGUACCUCCAGGACACCUUUUCUGAGUUUCUGCAGUUUGAUCAGGAGCUUAUGGAUAAUACUGCAAGUCCAGAUUAAAAACAUUUCUCCAGAGUUACACCACCAAAGGAUUUAUGUAAAGCUAAACAAUGACCCAGAGAAAGACAACAGUUAAAAGAAAGUGGAAUAAAAGGUGCAAUGGAAAAGGAAAUGCACGUGUACUGUUGACGGGGAAAUGGAUAGAAUUGCUAAUUUAUUAUCACAUGCAGUGAGCACUGACUUGCACUUCCAGGAUUGCGGCAACUGCAGAGGUCACAAGAAGUUGAGCAAAUGACUCAUCCUUUCUUAACACAUUGUACACUGCUGGCAGUGCCUUUGUGAUAAGGAAACAUUGAAAUAUAGACAUAUUGCAUAAUGAGUUUACUAAUAAAAUAGAUUGCAACAAAUUGUCAGCAGACUAUCUGCUGAACAAAGAAAUGGGCGUCAGGACUUACAAUGGACAAUGACCUAUGUGUGUUUCAAAGCCAGGUGAGAGGUACCACAUUUCCUGUACCUUAACAUGUUGCCUAAGCACUGAUCAAUCAGUGUGUCUGAAACCAGUCUUCUUCAUUUUAAAAAAACUUACCUUAGGAAGGUUUUUGCUGCUACAUUUUAAUCUAAAACAGUAAGAGAGGUAAUGUUUCAGAGUAUAGUCUGCCAAGGAAGCUUAUUCACUGGUUAUACAUAUGUGACCAUAACUUUUGUUAUUAGUAUCACACACUGAGAAUCCUGUUUCUCCCAUGUGCUCUAUUAAAAUCUUAAGUUAGCCUAUUAUGGACUGCAUAUGUAUCAGUGUCCAACAAUGUUCUUUAGAGUAAUUACUGUGUCACACUGUAUCACAUUGAGUCGCACCUUCUUCUUGUAUUUGAACUUAUUUCCAUAAGGCAACCAUAUAUUAUGUACCGAGUCUACACAUGCCUUAUGAAAGAUUACCAUGAAAUCACAGUUUAUUUAUGUUAGCCCAUUUUUACUGAGCACCGUGUGCUGUUUUGUUUCUGUAUUUUUGUACUAAGUUUAUUUAAAUCAAAUAAUAAAUGAGUGUGCCAU